AUGGCCGACCCGAAAACCUCCACUGCCAGUCAGCGCUUGACGCAGAUCAAAGAUUUUCUUACCAUGAAUAAGACGGCAACAACCAUACCGUGGGAUCCAGAUAGUACCAAAUUUCCGACAAGGAAAGAACUACCUCAGAUCCCCGGUGCCCCACCAGAGGCUGCGUGGGUUUGGGGUGAUAACGACUACAUCGGCCGUCUCAAUCUCCUAACACCUACACGCGUCGCAGCGGCUGCAAGAGAGAUACGAUCGGGUGAGAUCGUGCCUGUAAACUUGCCUCUCAACGUGCCGAAUGUUCCCGCGUUUGGUCGUGAGGUUUUUCAGCAUGAGAUCAAGACCCUGGCUGAAGGCAUUGCCUACGACGAUGUGUAUCAUAUGAACACCCAGUCUGGCACGCAAUGGGAUGGCUUCCGACAUUUCGCUCAUAUUCCCAGUGGAUCGUUCUACAAUGGCACCAAAGGCAGCGAUGUCACAGGCCCAAACGCAAACCACAAGUGUUCCAUCCACCACUGGGCCGAGCACGGCAUCGCAGGUCGCGGUAUCCUUCUAGACUACCGGGGCUACGCGUACAAGAAGGGUAUCAACUACGACCCCUACGACUACUACCCCAUCUCAUGGCAGGACCUGUAUCAAUGCGGCCAAGACCAGGGGAUUGAUAUUCGCCCCGCGGCUCAAGGCGGUGACAUCAAGCCGGGAGAUAUGCUGUUCAUCCGCAGCGGAUGGAAGGAGGCUUACGACAGCAAGAGUGAUGAGGAUCGAAGCAAGGCUGCUCUUCGACAUGGUAGCGGUAAGGAUGGUGAGGAUGGUCAGCGGUAUGCUGGUGUGAGUCAGGAAGAGAAGAUUUUGGAUUGGCUGCAUGAUAGUUACUUCGCGUCUGUCGCUGGUGAUGCACCGGCGUUUGAGGCAUGGCCGACGCAUGAGAACUAUCACCUCCACGAGUACAUCCUCGCCCUUUGGGGAAUGCCGCUUGGCGAAAUGCUGGAUCUCGAGAAGCUUGCGCAAACGUGCCGCGAGAAGAACAGGUGGUUCUUCUUCUUCACCUCUGCGCCUGCUAACUGCCCAGGCGGAGUAAGCUCACACGUCAACGGCACUGCCAUCUUCUGA
Messenger RNA from Alternaria ventricosa, 1104 nucleotides. RefSeq lists its product as uncharacterized. Gene Ontology annotation, molecular function: arylformamidase activity. Bases 1 to 1104 code for a protein of 367 amino acids. The transcript is spliced from 6 exons. NCBI's taxonomy places the organism in Eukaryota, Fungi, Ascomycota, Dothideomycetes, Pleosporales, Pleosporaceae. The record is from RefSeq and is a predicted model, not a curated record.